CUCUACCCAUAAAAUGUAACUCAAACCCGAAUUUGUGUGCUAAGAGGUAACAGACAACACGGUGAUCUCAUUCUUCCCUUUAUCUGGGAGUGAGAUUGAAGCGCCAAUCAUCAAUAGAUUGUCGAUGGCCGAUACAAUCCUCAGACGAGGCGCGAACGCAUCCGUCCUCGCACAAGCCAUCAUAAACACUGUCAUCGACCUCGCUCUCCCAAUCGUUACAGCAUACAAAGAUGUCGUUGGCAGUCUCGAGCUUGAUAUCCUAACAAAACCUGAUAUCAAGCAUACAUCAGAGCUUUACAUUACGACCACGGAGAUCGAGAUGAUUCGCAGCUCAGUCAGCCCUAUUCUCAACAUCGUCAAAUCGCUUCGGGACAAGAAGAACGACAAAGUGGACACACCCCCCUCGACCUCACCAGGAGGGGCGCCACACGUGAGAGACGACGACGACAACAGCGAAUCCAAAGUGAAAAUCAGCGCCGUCGCCCUAACCUACCUCCGCGACGCAGAAGACCACAUCAUCCUGAUCACCGAAUCGCUCGACUCGAUGCGCAAAUCAUGCACCAACAUGAUCGACCUAAUCUUCAACACCAUCUCGGCAUACCAGAACGAAUCCAUCAAACAGCUCACAUUCGUCACCAUUGUGUUCCUCCCCCUUGGCUUCUUGACUGCCUAUUUCACCGUCCCUUUCACGGACUUUGCGGAUGAGAAGCAUAGCCAGAAGUUUUAUUGGGGGAUUACUAUACCGGUUGUUGUUGUGGUCGUUUUGUUUUUGGCGAGGAAUAUUUUGACGUGGUAUUAUCGGAGGAUGGUGCAGAGGAGGUUUCUUGUGAGGAGUCGGAAGGCGAAUGCGAGAUCGGAAUAAAGCAUAGUGCUUUGAGUUCUUGAAGCAAGAAACUUACGUUUACAUGACAUGACAUGAUAAAAGGCUAAUUGACAAG
Mollisia scopiformis is the source of this 938-nucleotide messenger RNA. RefSeq lists its product as uncharacterized. Bases 125 to 862 code for a protein of 245 amino acids. The record is from RefSeq and is a predicted model, not a curated record. Gene Ontology annotation, cellular component: membrane. NCBI's taxonomy places the organism in Eukaryota, Fungi, Ascomycota, Leotiomycetes, Helotiales, Mollisiaceae. Gene Ontology annotation, molecular function: magnesium ion binding; cobalt ion binding; cobalt ion transmembrane transporter activity. Gene Ontology annotation, biological process: transmembrane transport; metal ion transport. The transcript has a single exon.